AUGCAGUUCCCCAAAGACCCUUCGGAUGAGUCAAUUCAAUUUUCUCUUCAAAAUUGCCUCGAGCCAUUUCCAUUGGAGCACCAUGAAUACAAGACCGCUGUGGCUAAUAUUGCGACUUUACUGAAGCCUGGAGGCCAUCUCCAAUGGGAAGACCUUGAGCACAAAUACAUGCUCACACACCCCGAAAAGCAACACCAAGCCCUUCCCAGCAUGGACACGGUACGCCUCUGCAUCCAAGGUCAGAUUGACCAUGGCACAAGCAGCAACGCACCCGAAAGUAUUGUAACAGCUGCUGAAUCCGCGGGAUUUCGAAGAAUCUCCAGAACGGACUACAUGACUCGCGAUAGACCCGACCUGUGGCCUAUGACUAACGAGUGGAUUGAUAACGUGUUUGAGACGUUGUCAAGAUUUAUUCUGAGGGGGAAGAGAGAUGUCGCUGUUGCUUUUAAUGAGAAUUUGUGGAGGAGUGAUGAGGAAAUUGAGGAAGAGAUUAAGAGAAGGAUGCAGGAUCUUAAGGAUGGGCAUGAGAAGGGUUUUGUUGUGCAUGCGAAUGUGGGAAUGGUGCUUGCGCAGAAGUCGCGACUGUCUACUUGUAGUUUGUAG
Messenger RNA from Talaromyces amestolkiae, 603 nucleotides. RefSeq lists its product as uncharacterized. Lineage: Eukaryota; Fungi; Ascomycota; Eurotiomycetes; Eurotiales; Trichocomaceae. The record is from RefSeq and is a predicted model, not a curated record. The transcript is spliced from 3 exons. Bases 1 to 603 code for a protein of 200 amino acids.